Molecule: messenger RNA, 1194 nt
Organism: Merops nubicus (carmine bee-eater)
Lineage: Eukaryota; Metazoa; Chordata; Aves; Coraciiformes; Meropidae
Exons: 8
Biological process (GO): activation of protein kinase B activity
Cellular component (GO): Golgi apparatus; plasma membrane
Source: RefSeq, a predicted model, not a curated record
UUUCAGGGAAAAAAGAGCAGCUGGUCCCUCAUGAAAGUCUUUCUAGUUUGUCUCUUGGCCUGCAUUAUCACCACUGCAGUGGGGGUGCUGGUUCUGUCCUUGGUCUACGUGAACACCACGGCCUACGUGAGAGACCCAGGUGCUCCAGACAAUGGUGAAUCCUCCCCACAUCCAAAUGAAAACAGUGUGGAUGUCAAGUUCCAGUUCCUGAAUCACCUGGGGAAAUCCAAGGUACAUAACUACCCAGGGGGUGAAAUUCAGUGGGCAAGAUUCAGGAAGGAUGUAAACGAAUAUCAGAGUGAGGAAGAAAUGGAAUUUGGAGAGAGCAUCAACCACCAUCGCUCCAAAAUGACUUUUGGAACCUUACGGAUCAAAAGCCAAGGGCUUCGAGCUCCCCACUGGCAUUUUAAUGCCAACGAGCAUGGCUACCUGCUGCAGGGCACUGCCUGGAUCGGAGUGAUUGGUGCAGAUGGCAGCACAGUCAUCACCUACAACGUCACUGCUGGCCAGGUGAUCUUCUUCCCUAGGAACACUGUGCACUGGAUCAAGAAUCCACAAGGUGGAGUCAACUUCAUCAGGACGUUCAAGAAACAAGAAGAAGAUCAAGCAGUUAACCUCCCACCCAACCUCAGUGAGCUUGUGCAAAAUGCCACCUAUGUGCAGUCUCCAGAGAACCUUGUGUGGCAGUACUUCUACAACCUCAAAGGGUCAGCAGAACAUCCUUUUCCAGGAGGAGUCUUCCAGUGGGCUCGCUACAGAAGGAACAGCACAGGGCUCAAUGAAACAGAGAAGAUAUUUAGUGAGUCCCUCCACAGGCACGAGGACACGCUCACCUUGGCAACUCUGAGGAUCUUCAGCAACGGGCUGGGGCAGCCCCAUUUCCACUUCAACGCCAACGAGAUGGGCUACGUCAUCAGUGGCUGUGGGCAGGUUGGAGUUAUUCUCUCUGGAGUCACUGCCAACUUCAACAUUGGCAUUGGAGAUGUCAUAUUUUUCCCUGUGGGAACCCAACAUUACAUCAAGAGCGUGUGCGACGAGGAUUUGCUUCUGAUUCUGGCCUACAGCACAGGGAACCAGCUGGAAACCCUUCGGAUGAACGAGUACUUCCACCAGACAGCAGAUCACAUCCUCGCUCAGCUCUUCUUCAAGAAACAGGAGGAGUUUAAGAAGUUCCCAAGGCCUGCCAAAAAAUGA